AUGGCCGUCGUUGGUGUUCUCGCUUUACAGGGAUCUUUCAACGAACACAUAGCAGCUCUCAGAAGAUUAGGUGUUAAAGGUGUUGAAAUUCGAAAACCUGAACAGCUUCUCACCGUUAAUUCCUUAAUCAUUCCUGGUGGUGAAAGCACCACCAUGGCUAAACUCGCUGAGGCUUUCAACCUGUUUCCAGCUUUGCGAGAGUUUGUGCAAAUGGGAAAGCCAGUUUGGGGAACCUGUGCAGGACUAAUUUUUCUGGCGAAUGAAGCUACAGGACAGAAGACUGGUGGACAAGAACUUGUUGGCGGACUUGAUUGUACUGUACACAGAAAUUUCUUUGGCAGCCAGAUUCAAAGCUUUGAGACAGAGCUUCUAGUACCAGAGCUCGUGUCCAAGGAAGGUGGUCCUGAAACAUUCCGUGGAGUUUUUAUUCGUGCCCCAGGAAUUCUUAAUGUAGGACCAGAUGUUCAAGUCCUAGCUGAUUAUCCUGUUCCUUCUGACCAAGUACUGAGUUCUGAUUCCUCUGUUGAAGGCAAAAAGGAGAAUGCUGAAGAAGCCAACAAAGUUAUUGUUGCUGUGAGACAAGGGAACAUACUGGCGACUGCAUUUCAUCCUGAAUUGACAGCUGAUACUCGAUGGCAUAGUUAUUUCUUAAAGAUGGGAAGUUUGGUUGAAAAAGAAGCCUCAAGCAGCAUUGUUCCAGAACAAGUGACACAAGUCAGUACAAGUUUUAAACAACCACUACAGCACGAUCUUCCUAUCUUUCAGUAG
Messenger RNA from Vicia faba (fava bean), 768 nucleotides. The record is from the annotation of a GenBank genome assembly. NCBI's taxonomy places the organism in Eukaryota, Viridiplantae, Streptophyta, Magnoliopsida, Fabales, Fabaceae.